Molecule: messenger RNA, 831 nt
Organism: Ipomoea nil (Japanese morning glory)
Lineage: Eukaryota; Viridiplantae; Streptophyta; Magnoliopsida; Solanales; Convolvulaceae
Exons: 2
Coding region: 1-831 (276 amino acids)
Source: RefSeq, a predicted model, not a curated record
AUGGGCUUUAAGCAAGCCAUUGCUGAAAAUUCCCUAUUUACUAAAGGUGAAGGAAAAUCCUUUGUGGCACUACUAGUCUAUGUUGAUGACAUUGUUGUAGUCAGUGCUGAUUUGAAACUCAUACAACAAAUCAAGCUCCAUCUCAGUAACAACUUUCAAAUAAAAGACCUAGGGCCUCUCAAGUAUUUUCUAGGUCUAGAAGUGGCUAGACAAAAGAAUGGAAUCUCAGUUUCCCAAAGGAAGUAUGAUUUUGAGCUGCUGAGUGAUGCAGGUUUCAUGAACUCUAAACCAGUUUAUAGCCCAACAGUCCCUUUUAAGAAAUUUAGAAAUGAAAAUGACUUAUUAGAUGACAAUUCCCAGUACAAAAAGUUGUUUGGAAAACUCUUGUAUCUAACCAUCACAAGGCCUGAUAUUAACUUUGCCACUCAACAUCUAUCUCAGUUUCUGGAAACGCCCACUCAUCUGCAUUUACAAGCAGCCCAUAGGGCUCUAAGGUACAUUAAAAGUGCUCCUGGUCAAGGUCUCUUCUUCCCAGCUUCAUCUAGCCUGAAGGCCUUUACUGACUCAGAUUGGGGAGCAUGUGUGGAUACCAGGAGGUCUGUCUCUGGUUUUUCUGUAUAUUGUGACAACAAGUCUACUAUAGCCAUUGCUGAAAACCCAGUUUUCCAUGAACGCACCAAACACAUUGAAUUGGAUUGCCUUCUAAUAAGGGAAAAGCUACAAAAAGGAACCAUCAGGUUGUUUCAUGUUGCUUAUGGCAACCAGUUAGCUGAUGUCUUCGCCAAAACCCACUGUCCUAGAUCCUUUUUCAGCUAUGUUUCCAAGCUUUAA